This is a messenger RNA of Plenodomus lingam JN3, 1506 nucleotides long. RefSeq lists its product as uncharacterized. Lineage: Eukaryota; Fungi; Ascomycota; Dothideomycetes; Pleosporales; Leptosphaeriaceae. The record is from RefSeq and is a predicted model, not a curated record.
AUGGACUAUAACUAUGACCCGAGUCCUCGAGACCCGCGAUAUCUUCCUACCGUUCGGCAACAAAACCUCUACGCCUCCGGAUCUAAUAGCACAGGGUACAUGUCUACCACGUCCACCAGUCCGGGAUUCUAUUCACAAACUUCCAGCGGCCCUGGCCAGAUAGAAGCCACAGCUGCAAGCCCUGGAUUCUAUAACUCAGUCUCCAGCGGUUCUACCAACAUUGUUAAUACAGUAGACACUCCUGGCUACUAUCAGCCAUCCUCCAGCGGCUCCGCUCACAUGACGCCUUCUCUUACGAGUCCGUUCUAUCCAUCAACCUCCAACGGCCCCAGCCACAUUUCUAAUACAGCUGCCACUGCUGGCUCCUAUCCACCAUCCUCCAACGGCUCCGGCCAAAUAACUUCCCCUGCUACGAGCCCCGGUUUCUACACACCAUCAUCCAGUGGCUCUGCGUAUAUAUCGAAUUCUUCCCUGGGCCAAGGCUUCUAUUCGGGACCCUCCAGUGGCUCAGCAUACAUGGCUACUUCUGGUCCUAGCUACCCGUCGAUGCCUCCAGCACUCCCCUCCUACAACUCGAGCCCUAGUUAUUCCAACGUGGCUUCAUCCUGCUACAAUCUUCCGUUCUCUGGCCGCCGCGACAGCGCCAAUUUGAUUCCAGAGGUCUGCGAACUGAUUGUUGAGCAGCAGCCCCAGGAGGCUCUUCUCACAACCAAGGACAAGGAAAAGAUGCGCAAGCCAAUAGAUGCUCCGCCCAUACUUCAACUGACCAUCAAACACGCCACUGCUCAACAGGAGCUGAACUUGCUGCAGAAUCCAUAUUUGUUCGCAUCAGUAACACUGAUCAAGCCCGAUAAAGACGAAGUCGUGGACAAGAGCGGCAAGGCCCUAAUGGGCACACUGGUCUCGUCCUGCCAACGGCUCAAAAACGUUAACAACGAAGACGGCGCAUGGUUCGUCUUCGCAGACAUCUCUGUCAUGGUCUUGGGCACCUACAGACUUGGUUUCACGCUCCACGAAUUCGACCCGGCCGAGAAGGCAACGCGCGUCCUCGCCGCAGCCUACAGCGCCAAAUUCGACGUAGUGGCCGCAAAAGACUACAGAGGUCUACAAGAAUCGACCAUGUUGACCAGGACGUUUGCCGAGCAGGGUUGCAGGCUACGUCUGCGCAAGGAACCCAGAGGUGGCUCCAUGGCUAGCAAGCGUCGUAGCUCCGGAUCCCAGGGCCCAACCCCAAAUGCGCCCAUUCUCCCUGCGGGUGCAAACGCCCCGAUCAUGCCCACUGGUGACUACUCCCCCGCCAAACGCAUGAAGCACGAUCUUGGUGCGCCGCUGAGCGUCUCGUCACACCCAGCGUCGUAUCAGCCUCCGCAUCCUGGCGCGCCGCAGACGCCGAAUAGGGUACUGUGGACAGGUGCUGGCGACCUGGAUGGGUUCGGCACUAUGCUUGGAAAUUCGGGCUUGAUGAUGGGAAGGGGCAUGGGAGAUGCACCGUUCAAUGAAUGGUAG